AUGACCCAUUUACAGCAGCGGCUGGAUGGCCAAAGCUUGGCGAUGCUCUCGCUUCUUCUCUUUUUAAUGAUCAACUGGGUCACUGCUGCUACUCCGAAAGACGACUUCUGCCGAAGAUUCGAGCAUCAGUCAACGGUUAUCGAUGAGAAGCUGUACAUUGACGGUGGAACUGUCAACUAUAAAGACUUUCCAUCAUCGCAUGAGAACCAUGACAAUACCUGGCUAGGAUAUCAUGAUCUCAACGAUCUUGUGUCCAUCAAGGGGGAACUUUGGCCGAACUUCAAGAUUGGAUUAAGCAAAAACGAUAGUAUUCCAACAGUGGCUGGCGGCGCUCUGUGGCCCGAUUCUGUCAACAAGCGAUUCUACCUCUACGGCGGUGAGCAGAUGUCCGGCUUCCCAAAACGAUCCUACCGUAUCCUAAGCUACGACAUUCUAAAUGAUCAAUGGGAUGACUUUGGGGAGCCCAAUACCAGUCCAGCGCCCGAGAUCGCUGGCUUCGGCGCUGGUGUUGGAGUAUCGGAGACAGGUAUGGGGUAUUAUUAUGGAGGAUGGGUCAGCAACAAGUCGAUGAAUGGAUGGACCAAAGACAGAACAAUGUCAUCGAACUUUUACUCUUACUCAUACGACAGGGGGAAAUUCGAUCGGAUGCAGUCUCCAGACGAUCACGCGAGAGCCGAGGGAGGGAUGGUAUGGCUUCCUGCUGGUGAUACGUCUGGAGUGCUGGUAUAUAUGGGUGGUCUUGUCACUCCAUACGAUAACGGCACGACAGCUCCCCAGCCCCUGGAUGAGAUUUUCAUAUAUGACGCACAAGACAAUCGCUGGUCAAAGCAAAAGGCCGUUGGGGAAAUCCCACAGCACAGACGCCGAUUUUGUGUCGAUGCCGCUUGGGCGCCUGACAAAUCCAGCUUCAACAUCUACCUCUGGGGAGGACGCUCAAUCUACCCUCCUGUGACUAAUGUCACUUCCUAUAGUGAUAUCUACGUUUUGACCCUACCGAGUUUCCAAUGGGUGAAAGCGUUCCCAGAUACGAGCGGUAAUUAUACUCUGCCAGAGAAUGGCAAAUACGGCUCAAGCUGCAACAUGGUCAAGAAUAUGUCGCAGUUUAUAGUCAUUGGUGGCAAUUACACGGAUUCCCCAACGGAUAAGUGUGAUGAUGAGUGGUGGGGAGCGCAUAACCUUUGGACUGGUACGUUCCAAAACGCAGGGAACAAUGGCAAGUGGUGGGCUUUGUUCAACUCCGAAGUCAACACCAACGUCGUCCCCAAGAUCGUCUACGAUGUAGUUGGAGGAACAAAGGAAGGGGGUGCCACGGCCAAGCAGCCUAAGAAUGGAUAUGACCCAGGAAACACUCUGCUGUCUAUGCUCAUGGCCCGGACAGCUUCACCCCCUGAGCGCAAGCCAACUCGUCAAGUCAGUGCAACAAGCUCCCCGAGCCUAGGAAAUGGCGGUUCAUCGAGGCUUGGCACCGGACCUAUCGUUGGAAUCGUAAUUGGCUGUGCCGUGGCAGUGGGAAUCAUCUCGUUCGCAUGGUGGCGAGUUGGAAAGAUCGUUGUGACACGUCGCCAAGAGCGGCGCCAGCGUGAGAUGGAGCAGUAUGCCCAACGGGUACAGCAGCAGGCACAGGAACAGGCCCAUCUGAACCCACACCAGUCUUUAUACGGAGCCAGUACCGUGGGCACCAUUAGCCCGAACCCCCCUUCAACACAAUGGGGCGUCCCUGGGAGCCAGAAUGGAAACGGGGGCCUACAGCCUCAGUUUGAGCCUUCAGAGUUGCCCGCUUACAAUCAAGGCACCGGUAUCUUGAACAACAAACCACCAGGAUCCCCUCCUGGCCAUCCACUGCUCUAA
Messenger RNA from Clonostachys rhizophaga, 1848 nucleotides. The record is from the annotation of a GenBank genome assembly. NCBI's taxonomy places the organism in Eukaryota, Fungi, Ascomycota, Sordariomycetes, Hypocreales, Bionectriaceae.